Molecule: messenger RNA, 474 nt
Organism: Bubalus bubalis (water buffalo)
Lineage: Eukaryota; Metazoa; Chordata; Mammalia; Artiodactyla; Bovidae
Product: cytochrome b-c1 complex subunit 7-like
Exons: 1
Coding region: 9-341 (110 amino acids)
Biological process (GO): mitochondrial electron transport, ubiquinol to cytochrome c
Source: RefSeq, a predicted model, not a curated record
AGAUCAACAUGGCGGGCCGGCCAACUGUUUCAGCAUCAAGCAGGUGGCUGGAAGGUAUUCGAAAAUGGUAUUACAGUGCUGCCGGGUUCAAUAAACUGGGCUUAAUGCGAGAUGACACAAUAUAUGAGAAUGACGAUGUAAAAGAAGCCAUAAGGCUUCCUGAGAACCUUUAUAAUGACAGAGUGUUUCGCAUUAAGAGAGCACUGGACCUCAGCAUGAGGCAGCAAAUCCUGCCUAAAGAGCAGUGGACAAAAUAUGAGGAGGAUAAAUUCUACCUUGAACCGUAUCUGAAAGAGGUUAUUCGGGAAAGAAAAGAGAGAGAAGAAUGGGCAAAGAAAUAAUUCAGUAAUCUAUAUCUGUGGAUACAGCUGUUCUCAAGUAUUUUUAUGAAGUUGGUUAAACCUGAAGUGUACAAUGUAGAACUAUUUGGGCUGUAAAUGUAUUACUUUAAAUACAUAUUAUAACUAUUGUUGG